AACUUUGGCUGUUAGCAAAAGCAUGCAUUGCUCCCUUUCCUUUCUCUUCCUUCCCUCUCAUAUCUAAUGUUCAAAUCUCAAAUUAAACUCUCACUGCUCAGAGAACAAACAUAGCAUAGCAUCAUGCGAGAAACCAUGCUUCUGUCUCUCUUUCUGUUUUUGUCUGUCUUUCUCUCUCCUACACCCACUCUCUCUCUAAAUCAAGAGGGACUCUUCCUCCUUCAAGCCAAACACCAACUCUCCGAUCCUUCCAAUUCCCUCUCUGAUUGGAACCACCGUGACGCCACCCCAUGCAACUGGUCAGCCGUCACCUGCCAGGUCGGCACCGGCGAUGUCAUUUCCCUCAACCUCUCCAACCUCCAGCUCUCCGGUCCCUUCCCCACCGCCCUCUGCCGCCUCCCCUCUCUCUCCUCUCUCUCUCUGUCCUACAACAACCUCAACUCCACCCUCUCCGCCACCUCCCUUGCCGCAUGCACCACCCUCCGCCACCUCGAUCUCUCCCAGAACAUCCUCUCCGGCACCAUCCCCUCCACAAUCUCCCAACUCCCCUCCCUUCUCACCCUGGACCUCUCCUUCAACAACUUCUCCGGCCAAAUUCCGACAACUGUCGGCCUUUUCCGCCGUCUCGAAUUUCUCUCCCUUGUUAAUAACCUUCUCAACGGAACCAUACCCAGUUCCCUCGGAAACAUUUCCUCGCUGAAAACGCUUCACCUCGCUUACAACAACUUUUUCUCCGCGGGUCCCAUUCCGAGCGAGUUAGGGAACCUCACCAACCUCGAGGAACUUUGGCUCGCGCAAUGCAACCUUGUGGGCCCCAUUCCUCCUUCUCUGGGAAAGUUGACUCGCCUUUCGAACCUUGACUUGUCACAGAACAAGCUCACCGGGAACAUACAGGAAUCGCUCGCGUCCGGGUUGCGUAGCAUUGUGCAAAUCGAGCUCUACCAGAACUCUCUCUCCGGCGAGUUGCCACGCUCCGGGUUCUCCAACCUUACUCAGUUGGAACGAUUCGAUGUCUCUACAAAUGAGUUGACUGGGACGAUUCCUGAGGAAUUGUGCGGGUUGAAGAGGCUUGGGUCUCUGAAUUUGUUCGCUAAUAAACUCGAGGGUUCUCUGCCGGAGAGCAUAGUAAGGUCGGAGAACUUGUACGAGCUUAAAUUGUUCAACAACACGCUUAGUGGGUCGUUGCCGAGUGGUUUGGGUGGUAACUCGAUGUUGCAGAGUCUUGACGUUUCGUAUAACAGGUUUUCCGGCGAUAUUCCGGCGAUUUUGUGCCGUGGGGGAGGGUUGCAGGAGCUGGUGCUGAUUUACAAUUCGUUUACCGGGAAAAUCCCGGAGAGUCUCGGGAAAUGCACGAGCUUGACGAGGGUUCGGCUUAGGAACAAUAACCUUUCUGGGGUUGUUCCUGAUGGCGUUUGGGGUUUGCCUCAUCUGUAUUUACUCGAGCUUGCUGAAAAUUCUCUUUCUGGGUCAAUUUCUAAUUCGAUUUCCGGGGCACAUAACAUGUCAAUUUUGUUACUUUCGAGGAACCAGUUUUCUGGGUCGAUUCCUGAGGCAAUUGGGUCGGUGGUUAAUCUUCUGGAGUUUGUUGCUAACGAUAAUAAACUUAGUGGUCGGAUUCCGACAAGUAUUGUUAAGCUGAAUCAGUUGGAUAGGCUUGUUCUAAGUGAUAACCAGCUUUCUGGAGAUCUUCCUAGCCGAAUUGGUGGUUGGAAGAAGCUCAAUGAACUUGCUUUAGCAAAUAAUAGACUUAAUGGAAAUGUUCCUAAUGAGAUAGGAGCCCUGCCAGUGCUUAAUUAUCUUGAUCUUUCUGGCAAUUGUUUUUCUGGUGAUAUUCCAAUUGAGCUGCAGAAUUUGAAGCUUAAUUUGUUGAAUUUGUCAAACAAUCAGCUUUCUGGGGCAAUCCCUCCUCUUUAUGCCAAUGAGAAUUAUAGAAAGAGUUUUCUUGGAAAUCCAGGUCUGUGUAGGGAUCUCUCUGGGCUAUGUCCAAGCUUGGGUGAGAGUAAGAGCAGGAAGUACGUGUGGAUCUUCCGGUUCAUAUUUGUACUUGCUGGGAUUGUGUUAAUUGUUGGGGUGGUUUGGUUUUACUUCAAAUUCCGGGACUUCAAGAAGUUGAAAAAGGGAUUUAACAUUUCAAAGUGGAGGUCGUUUCAUAAGCUGGGCUUUAGUGAGUUUGAGAUUGUUACAUUGCUGAGUGAAGAUAAUGUAAUAGGAAGUGGUGCAUCUGGGAAGGUCUACAAAGUUGCACUGAGUAAUGGAGAGGUGGUGGCGGUGAAGAAAUUGUGGGGAACAACUAAGAUGGAAAAUGGACCUGUUGGGUCUGAAAAGGAUGGAUUUGAAGCUGAAGUUGAAACAUUGGGAAAGAUACGGCACAAGAAUAUUGUGAGAUUAUGGUGUUGCUGCCACAGUGGGGAUAGCAAACUCCUAGUCUAUGAAUACAUGCCAAAUGGGAGCCUUGCUGAUUUGUUGCAGAGUAGCAAGAAAAACUUGUUGGAUUGGCCAACAAGAUAUAAAAUCGCUAUUGAUGCUGCUGAGGGGCUUUCUUAUUUGCAUCAUGAUUGUGUACCCCCUAUUGUUCAUAGGGAUGUCAAAUCUAGCAACAUCUUGCUAGAUGGUGAAUUUGGAGCAAAAGUUGCCGAUUUUGGAGUUGCCAAAAUUAUUAGGGGAGUCAACCAAGGGCCAGAAUCUAUGUCUGUGAUUGCCGGAUCUUAUGGUUACAUUGCACCAGAAUACGCUUAUACUCUUAGGGUGAAUGAGAAGAGUGAUAUUUAUAGCUUUGGUGUUGUAAUUUUGGAGUUGGUAACUGGGAAACCCCCUCUUGAUCCAGAGUACGGGGAAAAGGAUCUAGUAAAAUGGGUUUCCUCAACAUUGGAUCAAAAAGGACAGGAUCAGGUGAUUGAUCCCACUCUUGAUUUUCAAUACAGGGAAGAAAUCAUCAAGGUACUCAGUGUGGGGCUUCUUUGCACCACUUCUCUUCCUAUAACUCGCCCUUCAAUGCGUAGAGUGGUGAAAAUGCUGAAGGAAGUAACUGCAGUUUCCAAAUCCAAGAGUGGAAAACUCUCUCCUUAUUAUCAAGAAGAGGCCUCUGAUAAUGAUCAUCAGGGAACCUUAGUUUGAGCUAGUACGUGCUGAAAAUUGAAAUAAUCACCUUCAAUUUUCAGUUCAGCUCUGUUACUUAAAAAUUAGUUCUUGUUUAGGCAAAUAGUACUUGAAACAGCAAUUGUAAGAAAUUGUAAUAGAUUUUCCAAUUUCAAUCAUGUCAUUGUCUUAAUCCCAGCUAAAAAUGGUAUAAAUCAAAAUCCCAGCAGAAUAUCUGUUCUACUUUGCUUUUAACUAUAAUAUUUUAGCAGGAAAUCGUUAUCUGCAAAUAUUUAUCC
Molecule: messenger RNA, 3374 nt
Organism: Abrus precatorius (Indian licorice)
Lineage: Eukaryota; Viridiplantae; Streptophyta; Magnoliopsida; Fabales; Fabaceae
Product: receptor-like protein kinase HSL1
Exons: 2
Coding region: 124-3114 (996 amino acids)
Biological process (GO): protein phosphorylation
Molecular function (GO): ATP binding; protein binding; protein kinase activity
Source: RefSeq, a predicted model, not a curated record